ACAGACCUGAAAGCUUUCACUCGCCCUGGAACACACACAAACACACAUCCUAUCUCUCCUGUCAACCCACAGGUUGGAGUGAGUCUUUUGAAGACACACUAUAACCACAAACCCUGAAGGAAGAAGUUGGAGACAGGAUUUGCCUGGAUUUUUAAAGUCAGCAAUUGACUUUGGAUUUAGUUUUGGAUACCAGUUUUAUUUGAUCACACUUUACAUAACAUGUAUUAUUGUAUUAUAUUAUCUCAUUAGAUUUUGCGAAUAUUCUGUGGAGAUAUUAUAGUUACUCUACAUUUUAUGAUUAUAACAUUGUAAUGCCAAGUGACACAUUUUGUUCUGAGAUGUUGCAACUUUGUACACAGUGAUGUAAGUUCACUUAAAAGGGUAGAAAUACAGAAAUCCUGAUAUUCUUGUGGACUAUACAGCAGUGGCUAUUCAAAAUUAUGCAGGUUUCACGGAUCUGCGCUGCGCGUAAAAGCGAGUGGCUGAAAUGCGCUCUCGUCCACCACUUCAACCCUGAUCCUGGUGUGGAAAACGAGAUCGUGGUCUUGGCAACCGGUGUUGACCAGUAUCUCCAAGAGGUUUUCCAUCACCUGGCGUUUAAUAACGGCGAUGAUCUCGUCUCCGAUGAGGAUUUCAGGAUGUUGUGUUUGGUUUUGGGGAUCUCCAUAAGCGCAGAGACGGAAAAUGGCACAACGGAGCACAAGGACAUUUGUUUCGGACUUCCUCGCAUGCUUAACUUCAAAGAGUUCCAUGCACGACUUUGUGGAUUUUUCUCCAUCAAAGCCCAGGAAGGACAGGCGACUGGACGACUGCCGGUUAGUGAGGAGACCGAACUCAUCGAGCGUGAAAUCAGACUCCGGUGUCCCCGCGUCCGGAGGAGAAAGUGUGUGAGUUUUGACCUGUCUAAAGAUCAUCAGACCCGGAGGAGGUCAGUGAGGAGAUCUGGACAAACUCAGAAUCUGGAUUAUUUAAAGAGUUCGGUUUUAGAGUCCAUGAGAAACUCUGUGUUGGAUAUUAACCCUCAGAGGAGAUGGCAGGACCAGAUAGAGUUCGAGAACGGCAGUCUGAGAGAGCUGGUGGAGGACUUGCGUUCAGCUCUGCAGAGCAGCGAUGCACGGUGCAUUGCAUUGGAGGUGGCGUUACGCAGAAAACAUAUGCCACCACAACACAAUGCUGUAACCACACAAGAGAGACAAGACUACAGUGUUGUGGGCAAGGCAAAAACCAAACAACCCAAACAUGUGGCAUGGGACACCAGAAGGAGCACUAAAGACCUCCAACGAGAGCUGGAACUGAUUCGAUCAUCUCGUGAUGGACAACUUGAGGAAGCCAUGAGGUUCAACCAAAGGUUAGAGGAAGAGUUGAUGGCCGCCUUUGGAGAGCUCAACAGGAUGCAGGAGGUGGUGGGCAGUGUCAGAAGAGAAAAUGCUCGGAUCAAGAAGAGGGCAGAGGAGGCGAGAGGGGCCCUGUCCGCAGGGAUUGAGGGCGUUAGGGCCUUAGAAGACCAGGCCCAACAAGCUGACCUGCUUCGAGACAGAGUCCAGAAUCUGGAAGUCCAUCUGGAAAAGUUCAGGGCUCAGUGCACCUGCAGAGAGCUGAAUAUGAAAACAACAGAGAUACUUGUAGAGCCACGUGGGUCUGGAUUUCCUUCCCCCACUGGUCACGAUGACGCGAUUAUCAGAAGAGAAGAGGGCCUGCAGAGGUCAGUAGAGGGUCGGGCUGCUUCUGAUGAGGAAGAGGAGGAAAGAGGGGUGGAUGAAGGACAGUGCUGCCUCCUGGAGGUGAAACGGUUGAUCAACAGAUUGCACAGCUGUGCCAGAGGGUGUCAGAAAACUGCUAUCUGUCAGUGGCUCGUCUCUCAGACUUCAGCCCACAACAGAGAACUCCAAGGAUCUUCUGGAAUGAGAGAAACCAAAAGACAAGUGUGGAUUCCUCGAGCAGAUGAAAAGGCAAACAAACCUGUAAAGCAGAAAGAGGAGGACCAUUUAAGACCAGAAGUUCAGAUGGUGGAGACAGAGAAACGGCCUCUGCUGGAGGAGAGACUCACUGAUGCACUCACUUUACUACUGCAACUACAAGAUAAGAGAGUCUCUCGCAAAGUCUUGGGGAAAAUUCUAAUCAACACGCUAGAGCUGUGUACCAGAAAAGGCCACGAAAGCACCCCAGUUUUCAUGGUAGUGGACACACUGUGCCAGCAGCUCAUUUCCAGUCACCUCCUAGAUGGAGAGGAGGUCAGCAUAGGGGCGCGACCUCCUGUGACCCCAGGUCAACGAAAUACGUCCAACACCCACAUGAUGUCCUGCUGAGAGCAUCACAGAUGUCCCAUCACUGACAAAGGUCAUAACUUAAACUGUUCUUUGGGGCAGAGAACAUAAUUAGUCUAACACUAUGGUGUGUCUGCACUCAACAACUUAAGGAAAACAUUUCCAUGCAAUUUAAUCAAAUUUUUUCAUCAAAAACGAAUAUAUUUGAAUGAAUUUGAUCGUCAUUUUGUACAAACUUAAAUUCAUUUUGUCACAUAUACUAGACAUAGUCAUUAUUUUAAUUACAUUGAGGCAACUUUAUACCACUUCUGUUUUUUGUUAAAAAUGUGUUUUGUUGUAAGUGUAACAAGCUGUGAGCUUGUAGUCUCUGCAAUAGGGAACGAUAUCUUGCCGAUGAGUCUUAAUUCAAGCUUUCCAACCAGGCAUGCAGGGUCUUUAACAUCCAACGCACAAACCACAAUGACGGUGACACUCAACAAUCAUAUUUUUGGAAACAGAUGGAUUCACAUGACACAAAACCCAAAGGGACAGCAAACACAACACCACCAGUGCAAAUACUGCAAUAAAAAGCAAAUAUUAAGACAUUUUCAGUUUUUACUCAAACUUACACAAAAUAAUAUUUAAAGGUGCAAUAUGUAACAAUUUUCUUUUUUUUUUUGCCAAUGUUUGAACGGCUUGUAACGCAACUUAAAAUAUGAGUCCUUCCCAGACUUCCUAGGUUGCCUAUUAAAGCCUGUAGACUGAUUUUCAUGUGAAGGGAGCGGGUCGCUUUUGCCAGGAAAAUCCAAAGGAUGUGACUUAUGCGCGCUCCCGAGAGCCUUGCCUCAGACAGUAAUAGUUUCUCUUCUGCUAUUCAACAGCGACAACAAACUGCAACACUAGGUAACAUUAUCUUAGAGAUGGAAUCCAGCAAACGUCCAGCUCCCAGCACAACACCGACUCCUACACAAACUCAGAGUAAGCAAAAAAAACAAAACAAAAAAAAAAAACAUUUAUCUACUGAAUCCAGUCUAGCUAAGCAGAAACAUGAUCAUGGUCAAGUGAAAACUGGAAUGAACACCGACAGGGCAUUUGAUUCCUGGAGGGACCUUCAUUCAGUUUUGGGGAUCAAAACCGACCCUGAAUUGGCAUUCUUCUUAUUAGACAGGUAAGCUUGCAUAACUGCAAAGCAUGUGAAAUAUAGUGCCAUGAGGAUUGAUCUGUGUAAUUUUAGCUGACUUGAUCUUGACUGCUAAUGCUGAUGAAUUGCAAGCUACCUUGCUUCGUAACUUUCAAGUAAUUUCAACGAUCUUCUCUUUAUAUUAAAAGUCAGGUAUACGGGAUAAAUUUAAGCAAAUAUGCUGGUUUCUUAUUCGUAGUACAACAUAUGACAUACAAAACAUACAAUAGUGCAACAUAACUGAAGUGCAACAGUAAACUGUCUGGUAUAGUUCGGUAGUAUGUAGCUGUAUGUGUGUAGCAGUAUGCUAUGUUAGCUGAUAAGUAGUUUUCGUUUAGUCUCAAAGUCUGUAGUAAAACAAUCAUAACUGUGUAAUUUUAAUUAUGCUACCUCAUCUGUCAGCAUGAUGCUGGUGGAUCACGUUCAGUCUCUUUGUACAUUACGUCAUUGUUUUGGUCGAUGCUCGCUUGCGUCCGUAUGGAGUGUGUGCACGAGCGUGAGCAUGAGCAACAGGUAGCUGGCUGCAGUUCACUUAACGGCCACAAGUGUCAUUAAUAACAAGGGUUUCUGAAUCUUACAUACUGCACCUUUAAGUUGUCCAAACGCAAAUGGAUUAAGUGAACUUCCAUUUUACAAAUUUAAAUUUACUGCACACUAUGAAAUUAGGUUGUGACCAAAUUCAAGAAUUGUGUUUCAUUAGAUUUAAUUAAAUUCAACAAGAAACAAAUUAAUUUGAGUGUGUGUUUGUUUUUGUACAUACUGUAUAAGUCUGCAUCAGAUAUGAUGUGUUCUCAUGGCACUUAAUUUGUUUAAAUAUUUAUGUUAUUAUUUGAUAUAUUUGAUAAGCUAAAAGCAAUUCUAUUUUAUUUUAUACUUGUACAGCACAUUGGUCAACUACUGUUUUAAAUUGUGCUUUAUAAAUAGACUUGACAUUGACAAUUUUGUACAAAACUAAUAAAUAUAUAUUUAUUCCAAAAUGA
This is a messenger RNA of Myxocyprinus asiaticus (Chinese sucker), 4403 nucleotides long. RefSeq names its product EF-hand and coiled-coil domain-containing protein 1-like. The transcript has 8 exons. The coding region runs from base 441 to 2306 and encodes 621 amino acids. NCBI's taxonomy places the organism in Eukaryota, Metazoa, Chordata, Actinopteri, Cypriniformes, Catostomidae. The record is from RefSeq and is a predicted model, not a curated record.